UUCACUAACACGAAUUAUGGACAGUCGGCUGCUUCUCGUUUUUUGCCUGUUGCAGUUUCUCGUGGCCUCUGCGGCUCCCACCACUGAAGAAGUGCUUCCCGGUUCCCGUGGCUCAACCAGUAAUGGCACAGAAGGGGCAGCCGUCGGGCACCAGCCAGGGGUCCUAAAAUGCAAGCCACGACUGCAGAAACGUUCCGAGAACUUUGGCACACACGAGCCCACGGCAGCCGAAGAGGAGCCGACCCGGGACUGCCAGAUAUUUCCAGUAAUCAGCGAGCCGCCGCCCACUGCCAAGCCCCCCAGCGUUGUCCAACCACAAACAUCUCUACCAUUACCUCCUGUUCAGCCACAGCAACCGCAAAGUGUGCCAGGUGGACAUCAAGUCCCAUAUAAUGGCAUGGCUAUUAUCCCCAACGUCCCCAAUAAUGGAAAUGGCCGUCCGACAGUCUAUCAGUUUAAUGGCAACUAUGGCACUCUGAAUGGAGGCAGGUGGGUGCCAGCAUAUGGCUUCAAUCCACCAAGGGGUACCAUGAUAGCAGUUGGCGUGGUGCCUGGCGCUGUGGCCGGCCACAGUCCCAACCCCAGUUUCGUGAACAGGGUGAUUCCUGCUACUGGUAAUGCCACACCUAAUCUGGUGAUUCCAGGUAGAAAUCAGGUCCUGCCAGGGAGACUCGUUCCUGUCGGUGGCUUCUACCCUGCCACCUGGGGCCAAUUCAUACCCACUAGAACACAAGCCCAAGCCAUUCCAGGAAGGAGUGAAAUAAGCCCAAGCAAUGGAGCUGUGCCAAAGUGCCCACAAAAACUCAGAAGGCCACUCAACCGCUGGGUCCUGCAGACCCUUCCAAGACGUGGCCAGGUGCCAUUCCAGCAGCGCGCCAUUCAGGGCACUGGCUUUGCCUCGGGGUCCAGUGAGGAAUACAGAAAAGGGAAGUGAGAUGCCAGCCCUUUGGCCAAUGAGGAAGGAAGCGGCGGUGGGCUGCGUCUCCACCAGGGGUGCCACCGCUGCACGACUACAACACGAAUGGCCGUCAAAAGCAGCGGCCCUGCUGAAUUCACGACGGGACGACGACACGCAACGGACAUCCUGCUGUUUCUCCUUCUCUUCUUGUUCUCUUUUAAUGUAUUUCAGUUUGAAUGAUUUGUUUUUUUGUUAUUUUUGUUUUCUGGUCUCAUAGUACAAACUUAACAAACGUGACCUGGACGGUCUGGUGGCACUCGCAGCUCCAGUUUGUGGCCUGAUUACUGGUCACGUAGAGCUCUCCCUGGGUUCAUGUGGACUUCCUCCAUUCACCCCCAGUUUGCUGCGAGUUAUUUUUAUUGGCACCACACAAGAGUGUGAGAGUGUGCCCUGUAAUAGACUGGCACCCUGUCCAAAGUUGGACCUCAAAUCCAGUGCCCUGAUUUGAGAAAGACGGGUAGAUGAAGAUGUUUGAAUACUCGAAGAAGAUUUCAUCACCUCAGACAACGAGCAGACACGUCAACAGAGCAUGUGGAAGAAAAAAAUUAAAACGAAAUUCACGCAACGUUAUGGGAAAAAAAAAAAACAAUUCGGGACUCGUCUGACCAACUCCGCAAGUUCACCAAAUUACAAUCAUUUUAAACUCUGUAGAAGAAACCAUCUGGUUGUGCCAUUUUGUUGUACGUUAUCCUUGGAAUUAUUAGAGCGGCACAGCUAAUGUCGA
Molecule: messenger RNA, 1682 nt
Organism: Polypterus senegalus (gray bichir)
Lineage: Eukaryota; Metazoa; Chordata; Cladistia; Polypteriformes; Polypteridae
Product: leukocyte receptor cluster member 8 homolog
Exons: 3
Coding region: 17-934 (305 amino acids)
Source: RefSeq, a predicted model, not a curated record